AUGGACGCUGGAAGAGUGUUAGCUGUAUUAUUCUUUUUAGCAUUGUCAUUUGCUGGGCUCAGUUCACUUGCUGCUAAUGUAGAGCUUGUUUCAAAGACACUGGUGGAUUUUGGACUCAAUCGCAAAUUUGCCGUGUUAAUCGUGGUGAUUUUCGUGUUUUGUGUCGGCUGUUUAAACGCCACUUACAUGGACUUUCUUAUAAACCAGGACUUUGUUUGGGGAUUCGCCUUAAUUAUAUCCGGUUUGGUGUUCCAAUAUUUGGUUAUACGUUAUGGUACGACUCAGUUUAGAUCCAAACUUAUCAAUGAUUACAGUACAGAUGAUUGGUAUCUACCAAAGAUAUGGGAAUGGAUUGUAAAAUACUUGGCGCCGGUAGAAGCAUUGUUUUUAAUACUAUGGUUUGCAAUUAAUGGAAUCACUGACAACUCUGCAUCAUGGUACACUUUUGGAAGAGAGACACUCAUGUCCUGCCUUGUACAGUGGUUAGGAUUAAUACUUAUCCUGAAUGUUAUUAACACUGUUUAUGUAUUCUGGUAUCUGCCUCGUCGGACACCAUAUGACGUAUUGGAUCUACCUGAGAGUGACGCCAAACCAACAAAAUGCGCUAGACCAGCUAACCCCGAGGACUUCAUGGAAACAAAACAUUAACUCAGGGCGACAUAAGAGUACCUGUCGGAAUACGAUACUAACCUAGUACAUAUUACUCAGUAUGGAUUUUACUUUACUAUUUGCCCCUUCCAUCAGACAUUAACGAUUGUUUUAUCGUGCAUUUGAAUUCAUUAUCGCGAUAUCUUGUUUGAAAAGGUAUACAGAGAUGC
Messenger RNA from Saccoglossus kowalevskii, 818 nucleotides. RefSeq lists its product as uncharacterized. NCBI's taxonomy places the organism in Eukaryota, Metazoa, Hemichordata, Enteropneusta, Harrimaniidae. The record is from RefSeq and is a predicted model, not a curated record. Gene Ontology annotation, cellular component: membrane.